CGAAAAAGCAGGGAAAUAUUAACUUGUGUAAGGAUAUAGUAUGUAUGAAACUGAGUAGAAGCUCAAUGCUCAUAUAAUUCCUAGGGCUCUUUUCAUCUCUGAUAAUACCGAGGAUUUUCAAUUUCAACCUUCUUGAAUACUUCUUAGAAUUUGCGUUCUGACGACUAAUAUACUACUUCUCGAUUAUUUUCACCAAAGACAUCGGAGUAGAGCUUUUCAUGGGUUUAUAUUAUUGAAAAUCAAAAACUAUGUCCUCUUCCGUUUCCUCAUACAGUGGUUUCUCCCCGAAGGAAGACGAUAAGAUUCCUGUUUUGGAUAAUGUAGAUCAUAUUUCUCCCGAAGAAUUUUAUAAAGAUUAUGUUUCAAAGCGAGUUCCGGUGGUUAUAAAAUCUUCUCUCCCAGAAUCAGAUUGGAAGGGCUAUCUCUGGAAACAAGAGGAUUACCUUCUUGAAAAGAUUGGUCAAAGCGUAUGCAAGAUUGAACCUAUGGAUCCUUCUACUGGGACUUUUGGUCAGGGGAUGAGUCGUAAUGAGAUGACCGUUGCAGAAUUUCUACAACGCAUAAAAGCAGGAGAGCGUCUGUAUUUGACAACUCAAUACGAUGACUCAGAUGAUGUUCUGGAUGGUGAUGACGAAGUUUCCUUACUUGUUAAGUCACUUUGCCCAGCACCAACGGACAAAUUAUUGUCUGAUUUUUCUUUGACUCCUGCGUUAAUGGGAAAUCUUGUUCCCCAGCAAUGUAAUAUCUGGAUUGGCAGAAGUGAGAACGGCACGUCUUCUGGUCUUCACCAUGAUUUUCAUGACAACAUCUAUACCGUUGUGAAAGGACACAAGCGAUUUGUAAUUCUUUCCCCUGAUAGUGCGCUUCAUCUUCAGUUGGCUGGAAAAAUAUCUAAGAUUCAUCAAAAUGGGCUUAUUUCUUAUGAAGGUGAAGAUCGUCCUCAACGUAGUGAUGGUUUAACAGAACUAGAUGCUGCGAUCGCUCACACUCAGUUCCUGGAAAUGAAAAUUUCUGACUUGAAAGAACUCCAAGCUUCUGAAGACAUCAUUCAAAGGUUAGAGGCCGAGUAUGAAGCAGAAAUGGACAAUGUCCUUCAGAUGCAGCUUGGUGGAGAAGCACAGGAUUGGGAUGAAUUGCAAGAAGGUGAUGCUGAUAGCUUACUGGAUAAAUCCUCGAACGAGAAUGAUGAAGGCUUCUCAUCUGCAGAUGGCGGAGAUCAAUUGGAUAGCGAAGAACAAGUUUCUGAGUCCGGAAAUGAGAAGCCAUCACUACCUGAUCAUUUUACGAAAAUUACAGUUCCUGGAUUACACAAGUACAUGGGCUUCGACAACGCCAAGGAUAUUAUACCUUCUGAAGAAGAAAGAACCGCUCUAUCAAAGACACAUCCCUUAGUCGUAGACUUGGAGCCUGGAGAUAUGUUUUAUUUGCCUGCGAGUUGGUUUCACGAAGUUACGUCUUCAAGCGCAGAAGGUGAAAGCAGUAUUCACGUUGCAUUCAAUUACUGGUUUCAUCCUCCAGAUAAUCUGCACAACUUUGAUCAUCCAUACGAAGAUAGGGAUUUAUGGAAGGCAAAAAGGUCUAUGGUUUCUAAAGCUAUACAGCGUUUGUAUGCUACCAGUGGUACUACUGAAAAAAGAAAUUGGGAAGGAGAAUCAUCUACGUCAGAAAAGCAGACAAAAAAAAGGGUACAGUGAUUGAACGUAUUUGACUAAUAUAAAAUUUGUUAAGGUAAAAUAUUCAUAAAAAUCCAAUAAAAAAGGAAUUGAAAAAGUAAACGAAUGAAUAUUGUUGAAAAUUGGAGGUAUUUAAGUUAUAACAAUCCAUAACAUGCAUAAGAGGGGAAGAAAUAUCCAGUAUAUCUAAUGUGGGAACAUAA
Schizosaccharomyces cryophilus OY26 is the source of this 1876-nucleotide messenger RNA. Its product is annotated as Jmj4 protein. The record is from RefSeq and is a predicted model, not a curated record. Bases 249 to 1694 code for a protein of 481 amino acids. Lineage: Eukaryota; Fungi; Ascomycota; Schizosaccharomycetes; Schizosaccharomycetales; Schizosaccharomycetaceae. Gene Ontology annotation, molecular function: 2-oxoglutarate-dependent dioxygenase activity. The transcript has 2 exons.